AUGGACAGCUUGCCGGAACGUGCCAGAUUUCGGUUCGGAAGGAUGCUCAACUCGGCGGUCGCCGUCAUCAACAACUCGACGCUCCGUCGUCGUUCCCACUUCGCCCGUUCUGCGACCACCAACAGCUAUGGUCCGAUUCCGAUCGACGGCGACUCUUCCGUUCCGUUGAUGUAUUCUUCCCAGCGGUGAGUUGCGUUCCGUCUUCUAAACAUGGUUCCCAAUAAUAUUAUCUCUCAUAAAACGUGCUUCAAACUAUGAAUUCCUAGAAGGUUCAGUAGUCGAACAGUUGAAGCAUGUACUUUCUGCAAAAGGUCAGCGCUGACAUCAAGCCAUAAUUUCAGUCGUUCUGAGAGCGAGAGCCAUGCAAUUAUGCAUGUGAUUUCCGACUACAGUAGGAAUCUAGUUCCUCUCUCUCUCUCUCUCUCUUUCAAUCUCAACUUGUUUAUACAAUUGAGAAGAACUAGAGAAGAUACAAUAAAAGCAAUGAGUCAAUUGAGAGAUUGAAUUAGUUUCAGUUCAAACUCGACCACCAGUUCGAACAACUCAAUUGUGUCGAUUCCCGGAUAUGGAACAGUUACAAAUGUGAGUGGGAAAGGAGAAAAAAAGGUGCCCAGGUGGAAAUGUGCCAAAAACGGGCGGCCACUAAUCGAAUUGUCAGCGCGUGGCUCUUGCAUUCAUUUCCGUUUGCAGCUGAUUCAAGUGAGAUCAUUGGAGCAGUCCGUCGAAAACGAUCUGAACGCUCUCUCGAUCUCGGAAACGGCGACUCCCUCUGCUCACAGAGUCUCUGCACUGGCCACGAGAGGAUUCAUUAAAGUGGCCGAGUACAUGUACAUCACUGACAAUAAAGAUUUGCUGGAUAAGGAUGGGUUCGCGUCGCACGAGAUCUCUCACAUUAUCGUGAGUUGUUGGCUCUGAAAGGGAUGAAUAAGCAGCGGAUUCUUAGAAAUUUUGACGGCUCUCGGCUAACUGCUAAUUUGGGUUUGCGUCAGAAGAGCUCUCAAGCAAACGAGCAUCGGUUGCCUUCGUCAAACCCCUCAUAGAUACCAUUUCAGAGCCUCGGGGACGAUUGCUCACCGAUUGUGUCGGUUUCGAAGAAAGAAGGACUUCUUGUGAUCUGCCCACUCACGCUGUUCCACGAGACUGAUGUUGACCCCAAACAGCCGUUCAAGGUUACCACUCGAGGCGUGCAAUUUGUAGAUGAAGUAUUUCAGAAUCUCGUUGAGAAGUUCGACAAGGUCAAUAUGUUUAUUGACAACGCCCGGAAACUCAGUCAAAAAGUCGUGAUCUACAGCAAGAAUAAAAUCUUUGCGUACUUUGUUGCUGCUCAAUUCAACAUUGAGUGAGCCCCUCCCCGGUUUUAUUCAUUAACUUUCUUUACGAUUUCAGUUACUACCAAUUGGAGCCGGGUAAAGCGGUGAACCACUUAAUGAAGCUGAUCGGGACCGAAUGGGAGGAACUUCCGGAAGAGUACAUGGACACUCUUGCCGAAUGGCGUGCUCUGGGACUGGUGAGAAGAGCUCAGGCGGGAGGAGAUAACGAGCGAAAACUGAGCAUCUCCGUCAAUUGUACCAAAUAA
Caenorhabditis sp. 36 PRJEB53466 is the source of this 1576-nucleotide messenger RNA. Lineage: Eukaryota; Metazoa; Nematoda; Chromadorea; Rhabditida; Rhabditidae. The record is from the annotation of a GenBank genome assembly.